Psilocybe cubensis is the source of this 4110-nucleotide messenger RNA. RefSeq lists its product as uncharacterized. Gene Ontology annotation, molecular function: guanyl-nucleotide exchange factor activity. Gene Ontology annotation, biological process: intracellular signal transduction. The coding region runs from base 1 to 4110 and encodes 1369 amino acids. NCBI's taxonomy places the organism in Eukaryota, Fungi, Basidiomycota, Agaricomycetes, Agaricales, Agrocybaceae. The record is from RefSeq and is a predicted model, not a curated record. The transcript is spliced from 8 exons.
AUGGAUCCCGCCCUCUAUCCAGACCCGUAUCCUUCCUAUCGCCCGCCUCUUCCCGCCCUCUCCUCCGGCGCUUCCUCCGCCUCCACCCGCUCCUCCGCCUACACCUCCUCCGGCAGCGCCCAACCCUACCCAGACUACUCCAACGUCCAUGUCGCCUCCCCCGACGAAGACAUCUCCGCCAUCGCUUCACACGCUCUCCUCCAGAUGCUCGCCAGCGACCCCGCCCAGUCCUCUUCCGCCAGGGGUCCCGUCCUCAGGAGUCCAGAUCGCUCUCGCUGGUCAGAGGCAAAUUCUGCUGGUCUCCGCUCCCGCUCCUCUUCCUUGGGUAAUGGCCUCUCUUCUGCCCACCCAACCGACUUUUCGCCCCCCUCGCUCUCCCAGAAGCCCAGCUACGAUCUGACCUGGCAGACCGUCCACGAACGGGAUGAGGUUCUCAUGUCAGAGGAGGAGACCGACGACGAGCCUACCCUCGAUUCUAUCGACCCAGAUCCCGACGACAAGUACGAGGAGCGUACCUCCGCUGCAGUCGUCGCCGAGGAGGGUCGUGGUCUCAUUGUGCAGGGAGACAAUGUUCCCAUCGUCCAGUUGCAAAUUCCACCCGGCACUACCCAUCUUUUAAUUGGCUCCUCUUCAACUCCAAAUGCUGUCCCCUCCUUUCUUACUUCUGUGCUACCCCAGAUUGCUCACAGUCUGCUCGCUUUGGAUAUAUCCGCCAACUUUCUUGGAGCUCUGCCUCCUGUUCUCGCCGUGUGCGAAUGUCUCGAGGAGCUCAAUGUCGCCUCAAACCCUCUCAGGGUACUUCCUGUCUUUCUUGCAGACCUGCUUAAUCUUCGCGUCCUCAUCGCAGACUCUACCGGCAUUAGCACUUUGCCCGAUGCACUUGUUGACCUAGGCAAAUUGCAUACCAUCAGUAUCCGAAGAAAUAAACUUCACGCCCUUCCUAGUUGGCUGUGUCUCCUCCCAGCUCUCCAAACCUUGUGUCUAGAUGGAAAUCCAUUCCAAGGCCCUUGGAAGGCUCUCGUUGAUCCUCUCUUAGCAAAAGUUCCCACAACUCCCGUCUACCCUCCGUCGACUCCCAUGUUGUUACCCCUGUCGGCAAGUGCACAAAGCUCCAAUGCCGAUGCGGAAACAGAUGGUACUGAUGUUGAAGACGACUCAGAUCACGAAGGUAGCAGUCCGCGGCAAGCUGGUUAUGUCCGUUCUCCGGAGGAAGAAGAUCAUACCAUCACACCUGAGCGUGGACCGCUUCUAUCUCGUGCAACUACUUCGCCUCUUCCUGUUAGCCCCCCGCCUUCGAGCAAACCACUCACAAGAACACGGACAACCCCUAAUCGGUCCUAUUUUGAACAAACGCGCACUAAGCCAGGUACUGGUGUUCCCUCCGACUCAAAAGCGCGACUGCAACCACCUGCAAACAAGUAUGACGCUCAGCCAUCUCCGAGUGCUGAACAGCAUGAGAUCCGAAAGAUGAAAAGCGCUGGCGACCUCCGACGAGGUAGAUCAGCCACUACAGUCACGGAAGAACCAUCCAUGCCUGGACCACCCAUAACCAAAUACCAGACAUCGCUCUCGAGUUCUAAUCUAUUGCAGAUGGCCGAAGCCAACGCCAACGCCAGCACGAGCCCAAAUAGCAGCCUUGCAGACGAGUUCAACAGGAGGUUCGCAAGUCUGGGCCCUACCUCGCAGUAUGGCUCCCCAUCUCGUAUGCCACCCAAUGCCGCAAGGCCCAUGCUAAGUAAAUCAAUGUGGGAGAGCUCCCCAGGUCCGUACAACUCUCCAACGCCUCCUGAUAACUUGACUCGCGCAUCAUCAUACUCUCCUGCCGCUCCUCCUCGGGUUCAGCAUCAACCGCCAAUUAGUCAAGUUAGUCAGGAACUAAAACCGUCCAGCCAGCGCCAGAGGCCAUCUACUAGGGACAAAGGCACCAGAUGGGGCUUCCUCAAAAAGAUGUCAAUGGGAAAAAUGAAGCCUGACCCCCCUCCAUCAACGCUAUCUACAGCUGCUUCGCCUUCUUCUUCCCCUAAUCCUCCCCGGAUCAGCAGACCACAAACCUCAAAUGGGACAACGAAUCCUCACUUUGGAUCCAUUUCGCGAGGGAUCGACCGCCUGAGCAAAACCCCUCAGAUUGACGUCCGCCUUUCCACCACAGGUACCAUAGAUGCUCUUCCAAUGAUGUCCACACCGCAGCCUCUUCCUCCAGUCUCGCAUCCUCCUAGGCAAGACUCGCUUGCGGUCCCAUCCAGUAGUCUAUUGGUCCCUGGACAGCCGAGGACCACAAAACGACGAAGCUUUUUGCCGAUUGAUGCCCCAGGAGGAAUGGCGUCCCUUAGUAUUCCGGAAAAUUCUACCUUUGUUACUGGCGUAGUUCUGUCUCAAGAUGGGGAAGACCAGCAUGGUGGUGAUGAUGCUCGAGUAACAACACCGAGUCCUGUGCUUGAUCAUGAGCAGUAUAUCCGUCGGGAAGAGGAUCGCGCUCGCGAUGCCUAUAUGCGCGCAUUGAGGUCAGUCAUGGCUUACCUCAAAGACAUGAACGAUCUCGGCGCAUUCCAACAACAACAAAACAUGCUGAGCAUGUAUGGGUCAUCAGCGCAGGAUGAACACCUCGCCGCCCGCUCUAGAAGACCUACUGUUGUGGAGCGGGAGUCGUCGACAGCUUCAAGCAGCUCGACAACUAUGGUCGAUAGUACUGGGCAUCUCCGUUCGUCUGAUUCAAUCGCAGGUUUGCGAAGUGGUUCAUCCAGUCAGACGCUUAGUGUGGCUACAACUGAUAGCAGUGGUUCAUCGGAAGAACGCAAGUUCAAGGACGACAAAGGAAAGCGCGCCAUGGUCAUUCGGGAGAUUUUAGUGACUGAGCGGACGUACGUCAAAGGCUUGCAGGAGUUGGUUGACAUCUACAUCAAGCCGGCUGCAACGCCCGUCAAUCUUCUUAGUGGUGUCGGUUCAAGCAAGGAUACGGCUGUGCCCGCAUCGGAACGCAAAAUUGUCUUUGGGGGUAUCGAUGCCCUUUUCUCCUUCCACCAUGACAGUUUCUUGCCGGCGCUAGAAGGUGCCGCUGCUCCUCUAAUGAGACCUGCUGCAGAAAUGCAAGAAGCGGAUGCCGAUGGGCAACUGUCACUCAGCGUUGCAAAGGCAGUUGGAGAUAUCUUUGUCAAACAUGCUGCAUUUAUGAGGAUGUAUUCGAGCUAUAUCAACAACUUUGACAGCUCAGUGCAACGGGUCAAGUAUUGGACAUCUGAUAAGCAUUCGCCUGCACCACCAAGUUCUGGUACUACUCUGUCACCGUCGUCAAGUACAGCUCAGCUUGUCGGACUCGGGAUAUCAAUGGCUAUAACCAGUAACCCUAAUGCUAUUACAGACUCGGCAGCGGCGACUGGUAUCCCGAAUUUAACGACGAGUCAACGGAAGAGGAUAAAAACUUAUCUCAAGCGAUGCCGCUUGAAUCCUCGGCAUACUCAACUCAACUUGGAAGGAUACCUCUUGCUUCCUGUGCAACGAGUGCCCCGAUAUAAGCUACUUCUGGAAGAGCUUCUUCGGAGCACACCUCCCUCCCCUGAAUACAUGGGAGAUGAUCCGCUGGACCGGGCUUUGGCAGAGAUUGCCCUUUUGGCGAACAAUAUGAACGAGGGCAAACGCGAGUCGGAAUCUCGCCGAAAGCUUGUCCAAUGGCAAGCGAGAAUUCGUGGAAAGUUCCCCAGUCCGCUUGUGCAACCUCAUCGGCGUCUAAUAAUGGAUGGCACCUUGUUACUAACCCGCGUCGUGCGCAAGGCCGUGGUUUCGUUUGAGGCUAUUAAUGCCCAGGGCGAUGCUUCUACCGUGCAAGUCGACUGCCUCGCACCCGAAUUAACUCCCCGCCCACUCAUUGGCAUUCUAUGUAACGAUCUGCUUGUUUUGUGUCGUGAUCCAUCCGAGGGUCAAGAUCCCAAUUCCAACGUUGACUUGUGGGCUGUCUUGCGAAUGCAAACGACACCUCAACCAGCUAGCAUUGUACAUGGAACUUCCCUCCGAUUAGUUGAUAAUAAGGCUAUAUUGUAUUUCGAUGCUCCGACACCGUCUGCUGCUCUUAAUUGGUAUCGAGCUAUUAACUUACAUAUACCCGCUUCGAAGACUUGA